This is a messenger RNA of Candidozyma duobushaemuli, 1254 nucleotides long. RefSeq lists its product as uncharacterized. Bases 1 to 1254 code for a protein of 417 amino acids. The record is from RefSeq and is a predicted model, not a curated record. NCBI's taxonomy places the organism in Eukaryota, Fungi, Ascomycota, Pichiomycetes, Serinales, Metschnikowiaceae. Gene Ontology annotation, cellular component: cytosol. Gene Ontology annotation, biological process: cellular response to L-arginine; regulation of intracellular signal transduction. The transcript has a single exon.
AUGAGCAACCAAGUUCACCUAAGCCGAACCAAACUAUCGAUUCUAUCGAUCCCAAGAGAUAAAGUUUGGCUAUUUACGGCCCCAAUCCUCAAGUUGUUAAAGCAGGAGUCACUGAAAAACUCCCCUGGUCUUGGACAGGAAAGUGAAUCUGAACUCGACUCUGAUGAUGACUUGUCGCAUUCCGAGUUGAGUGAUGAUUCUUCUAAUUCAGCAAUAAGCGAUGUUGUGGCUUCUCAAGAGAACUUGGCUCGGCAGAAGUCUGAUAACGGGGUGGAUAACAGCAGUAAGCACGCACAUAUUGCUCCUCCUCCUGUCGAGAAUGAGGUUGAAUCCUCGGACGACGAAGACGAAGAGACCAUCUUCUUUCAUUUCGCUUUGACGCCUAACGAGUGUACCGUCAUCUGCUCCUCCACAGUCUUUCAGGAAACUUUCCGUGAACUGUUGAUGGUGUGCCAGAAGUUGAGCUAUGAUGAUGUGGUGGCCGCCGACAGACAAUUCAUCAAUCUUCAAGUGGAUAGUGAUGGCGAAUCCAACAACUCUUCACGAAUUUUGGAACUAACGCGACCUCUUUCAGAAAAUGGUAUCCCUUUAUUUUUUCUAUCAAGUCAUUUCACUGAUAUUGUCUUGAUACCGCAUAACCACAAGGAUGAGGUGGUAAGAAUUCUUACAAGCAAGUCGUUUGAGUUCUCCGAUGUCUCGAACAGCUAUUUUGUUAAAACUGAAGCGGAGAACGCCAGCGAAAGUGAAGACCAAACUACUAGUACUCUGGAACUUGAAGACAAAACUCUUCUGCUAUUUCAAGAGAACGGCAUCCACCCCAAAAUCAGCAAAAGUAAGAAACUUCUACUAACGGGCGCCCGACCCGGUAAAGUGAAGGAUGCAAUCGAGAAGGCUGCGAUGUGCAUUGGAUCAGGAUUUCUUCCAGACUAUUUUGUGAUGACACGAACGUCACUCAACGAGCUUUCGCUCAUACUACCGGGCUCAGCUCGCAAGCGUGCUGCCAUGGGCUUUGACUUCAAAUCAAUCAUUGGCUCUGCACAAGAUAUCAUUCUUCCCAUCGACAUCGACUUACGAGCCCUUCCUCUUGACUUGACCGGUAUUGUUGCAGGUCUUGCCAGUCGUAUCCUCAGCUCAUGCGAGGCAAGCAUAGAGAUGAGCUAUUUAUCAAUGGCACGGUCAGGUGUGGUGAUGAUUCCUGAAGAGAAUUUGAGUUGCGUCGCUCAGGUUGUUAAAAGUAUCAAUUACGGGCCAUAA